AUGGACCUGUCCAGCAAAAUUGACAUGAGCCUGGGUAGUUACUCUUGCUGACUUCACUUGGUUUUCUCAGUCUUACUUGUUCGAGGCUCGUGCUCACGCCGCUCAAGGGUUUUUCGCUUUUCAUGCACAGAACCUUCAUUACCUAUACCUAGGUUCAGGAACCAGGUCGUCUCACUGCCAAGGGAAUUCUGCCACAUCAUUUGGGCCUCCGCGGCUUUAAUGUUCUUUGACAUUUAUUUCUGGCCUUGAACCACGCUUCAUGUGUUUUCAUUCCGCGCCUCUAGUCUUCAUGAUCUGCAUUGCGUUGACUUAUCGUCGCGUGCGGAUGUUACAUCUCUAGUAGCGAUUCCGUAUCUAAGCGACAGGGGCUCGCUGCGGGAGUUAUAUGUCUUUGUAUAUAUAUAGCUGCCAAAUGUGUCUAACGCAUUGGUCGUGUUCCCGAAGUGUCCUGCUGUCCGCGUUAUGACUCGGAGAUGAUGUGAUAAACUAAGUAUUCGAUUCUACGUUACCGCACCCUAACGUCCACACUUUUAUUCCUAAGUAUGCUUUUUAAAUUGGUCUUUAUAGUUUGUGUACUAUCUUAACUCCUGUGCCGCAUCAACUUUCGAAACGUUUGUGGCCAUAAACGAUCGAAUGAGUCGAGUCACAAGUGGACUUCCUCCCCUGUCUAUCGUCCCUCUGUUGUCUGAGCUCUAAUUCCAAACCUUUCUCUGGCUUUUUAGAUACCUUUUAAGUGACAUUACUAUAGACUUAUGCCCUGCCGACGUUGUCUGUCUAAUUUUUGCGGUUUUUAUUGGCUAUGUGCGUCGACCAUUUUCAAUACCGAUUUCGAUUUCUCCCAGAUGAUAUAAUCAAAUCGAACAAAAAGAACAAGCAAACUGCUGUCAACGUCGCAGGAAAGUCAUCGAUGCGUGGACGCCGCGGUCGUGUGUCGGCUCUGAAGUCGCCACUUCGGAAGGGAUCCGCUCUCAGGCCGAAUCUAGCAGUCACGAUGAAGUCUCGCCAGUCUGCCACAGCCCUCGCCAUCUUUCGGAAGGCACAGCGUACAGCAGCAGCUGCCGCCAAGAUUGCUGCAAGCGCCGCUGCUCUCCUUUCUACGAAGCCGACCCAGAGACGCCUCCCAUCCGCUGGUGAUUACGUAAAACCUUUGAUUUUUAAGUCUGUUCGCCUACUGACGCUCGUAGUCCGGAAGUUCUCUGCAUUCUAGUGCUGAAUAUGCUGACGAUGGAUCACCUUUCACCGUUCUUAAAUGGAUUGCUAGAAGCGUAGCAGUCGAUUAGUCUUCGAUAGAGAUUUCUUUGUUUGCGUUCCUCCGGAUCCAUAGGAUAAGGUUGAUUAUCAUAAAAACGGGAUUAUCCCUAAAUACACUUCCAAUACCAGCAAUGUAAGGACGACAGGCGUUUUACAUCGUCGAUCACCAUUAUGCCUGCUACGCAGUUUUACCUCAGGGGCCGCCUUGCUGGGCGCGUUCGUAUUCACAGUUCGGUUCACAGUAGUUCAAAGACAGGCUUUCUUUCCCCCUGUGUACAUGAACUUCGGUAUUUUUUUGCUAUUUACUAAUUAUUUUGGAUGGUGUUUUCAUUCUUCAGAGGAUCGCGGCUCCUAAUCAUAGUGCAGUGUCUCGAGAUGGAUCCAUUUCUGAUAGACAUAAUGUGCCUAGCGUUUUCUGAGCUUUCUGCAGGCUCUGCCCCUGUUUCCGACCGCGGUUAACGCGUCUGUGCCACAAUCGCCGGACACAGGCCUGAUCACAUUGUUUGGCCGUUAUGUUCCCAAAUGUAACCCUAUGCCAAGUCUACUGCUGGUGGGAGGUCCGUUGAGAAGGCGUAACCGACCAGCUGUCUAUAUUGGCCCAUGUGGAUGGAGGGGAACAAUCGUCACGAGUUAUUUUACGCCUCAAUUUUUUCCACUCAAAACGCCUCCGACUGCUUUAAUGGUCUUACGUUUGCGCCUGUGAUGGUGGUGACCUUCAGUGCCGCGUACCACUGUCACUCCAUCAGUCGCACAUGUUGUAUGAAAGUCGUUUGCACUCGUUUACCUUUGGACAACGUCUUCAGCUCCUGAUCUACGUGCCACUCACAUCAACCCUGGCCGCAUUCGACGACAAGGGAAUUCAAGUGCCAACACCGUACGGCCACUUCGAAACCCUAUCAUAACGUUUCCAAGCAGUCAAAGAGGCGGACGGUUUCAAACUCGACAGAAUAGUCGCCAGCAGUCCGGCAUUCGGAGACAGUUUGGUGGUAGAGGCAAUGGAACGACUCCUCAGUCAGCAUAUCGCCGUCAAACUCGGCCACAAAAUCUCCGUAAGUGUAUUUUUUUAUAUCUCCUGGUUCAUCCCAAUAGUCUACGUAGUCGCCCAUUGCUAACCAAGAUUUCAUUUUUGUGUAGGCUUUAACGGCACUCCUAGUGGCCAGUCUCGUCGCGGCACCAACCGAAGCGCCGGUCAACAUUCUGAUUACUACUAUAAACUGUCCCGGCGAGCUCAGAUUGCGCAAUCUCGGCGGAACCAAGAGUAUCUCGCUCAGGCGCGCGCGCUUAUUCGGGCACAAGAGGAAAUAAGAAAACAGGCAGUCUAUUCCGAUGCCUCCCUCCCACGUGCUGGCAAUUCCCGCGGUCGUCCUCGCCGAUAA
Messenger RNA from Spirometra erinaceieuropaei, 2627 nucleotides. Lineage: Eukaryota; Metazoa; Platyhelminthes; Cestoda; Diphyllobothriidea; Diphyllobothriidae. The record is from the annotation of a GenBank genome assembly.